Molecule: messenger RNA, 982 nt
Organism: Oncorhynchus tshawytscha (Chinook salmon)
Lineage: Eukaryota; Metazoa; Chordata; Actinopteri; Salmoniformes; Salmonidae
Product: interferon-induced protein with tetratricopeptide repeats 1B-like
Exons: 3
Coding region: 152-982 (276 amino acids)
Biological process (GO): defense response to virus
Cellular component (GO): cytosol
Molecular function (GO): protein binding
Source: RefSeq, a predicted model, not a curated record
AGUCUUGUGGAGCACACACCCAUUUGCUUUAGUCUCUAUUUGUUAGAAACGAAACUAUGACAAUAACCACAUAACCCGCCCAUUGGAAGGUAACAAUGUGGUCCAUAUCUAAUCAGACAGUCAUUUGCUCUUGAAACUCAGAGACGACAAGAUGGCUAUCUCUUGUCCAACUAAGAGAAUGGCUCAGAACUCCUUGAAAAUUAAGCUGCAGGAUUUAGAAUGCCACUUCACCUGGAAGCUGGACUGCAGCAGAUCUAAACUAGAAAGUCUCAGAGAAACCCUGAUAGAUAUCAUCAGCAGCGAGGGGGUUCAAUGUUCCUGGACGGGUCAACUGUACAACUUCCUGGCUUACCUACACCACACUUUGGGCUCCAGAGAGGACGCUCUUCAAUACCUGAAGAAGGCUGAAGAGGCCAUUCGCCUAAACAGCCCAGACGACGUGGAGCUAAGUCUGGUGGUCCACUAUGGGAACUUGGCCUGGGUGCACUAUCACCAAGGGGAGCUGACAGAGAGCCAGACCUAUGUGGAGAAGGUGGGGAGACUACUGAGGGACAACCCCUCAACCUGCCCAGGUGUAGUGUGGGGAGAAAGGGCCUGGACUUUGAAUAAGUUUGAUGUAAGCAAGAAGGCAGAAGCACUACAUUGCUUCUGGAUGGCUUUAAAGGGGACCCUGAGAACAAGAGAAUUGGAUCCAGAAGAUUUGUACAUCACAGUGAUGUACCUGCAGAGGCUUGCAGAGAGCGGCCAGGUUGAGGAAGCACGUAAACUUGCAGAGGAAGUGAUAGAGAAGCCUUUGGACAGCUUUGGUGGAUUUGGAAUCUUGCUAUCAUUUUUCAGAGAAUACGUCUCUCAUGAUUCAAGCAUUGACCUGGUAAGAAGGACCCUGGAGAGACACCCUGAUUCACGCCAGCUGAAGAAGCAUCUUGCGCAGUGUGUUACAAGUGGAAGAUUUUCUCUCAAGAAGAGAAAAGGAACUCAAUGA